Messenger RNA from Fonsecaea pedrosoi CBS 271.37, 1101 nucleotides. RefSeq lists its product as uncharacterized. The coding region runs from base 1 to 1101 and encodes 366 amino acids. The record is from RefSeq and is a predicted model, not a curated record. Lineage: Eukaryota; Fungi; Ascomycota; Eurotiomycetes; Chaetothyriales; Herpotrichiellaceae. The transcript has 2 exons.
AUGAACAACCCCGCCUUACCCUUAUAUGAUUCCCAAAAUCCAGGGCCGUACGCUUUCAUCAAUCCCCAGCCCAAUGUCGGCUACGCCAUCCCUCCCGGAACUCCCUUUGAUCAUGCCCAGACUCCAUUUCAGCCGGGCAUGAUCCCAAAUCAGAUCCAGAGGCCCUUAUCCCACCCUCAUCAGGCCCAGCAACCUGUUCCUCACCAUCUCUACCAACAACAUCUCGGUCAGAUUGGUACGGCGUCGCGUCCGGAGAGUCGAUCCAGCUAUAGCCCGCAGGCCAAAGGGCAUCCCUCUAAUGGGCAAACUCCUGUCCCCGUCCCAGUGAAUCAAGGAGCCAACCUAACGUCCAGUCCUACCCAGUUACAGACUGUGACAACUUCAGCUCAUCCCUUACCGCCUGCCUCUGCGCCAACGUCACUGGAUAUGAACAUGGCAGCAAACAUGGCCCUGGCAGGCCAAUCGAGUUCCACAUUGGCUCAACAAGCCCAAAUUCACAAUGCGACACAAGUCGCUCGCGCUGCUCCGCCCCAGCAGCAUUCACAACAACAGCACCACACAAGCGCUGGUGCGGCCAUCUCAGCACAGUCUGCUGCGAGGGAGCGAGCACGAGUCUCGGUGUUGCUGGAGAUCAAUACCCAUUUGCUGCAGGAAGUUGUGUCAUUACAGGCCCAGGGAAAGGCGGGAACCACAUCUAACCAGGGACAACAAUCACCUACCUCGCCCACUUCGGCAGCAGAUGCGGCCAACACCAUCACCAAUAGCCCAGGAGAGCCACCAAAAUCGGCAGGAGGCACGCCUCAGUCAAAGCCACCAUCACAAGAAUAUGCAGAAUGCAUGCGGCGGCUGCAGGCCAAUCUAUCCUACUUGGCCGCGAUUGCGGAUGCCAAAAAGAAGGCCAAUGGAGCCCUGCCUUCGGGACCAGCAAUUAUGAUUCCCCCACCUCAUUUGCCGCAGGUGAAUGAGCUGUAUAAAAGGCUGAACGCUCUGUUCCCAGAGGCAAGCCACUCGGCUAUCAACAAAGCAAUGGCGCAAGCCACCGCGCAAAACCCGAACACUGGUCCCAAAUCGCAAAUACCGUUCACUUCUGCGCAAGGCUGA